Molecule: messenger RNA, 1474 nt
Organism: Sinocyclocheilus grahami
Lineage: Eukaryota; Metazoa; Chordata; Actinopteri; Cypriniformes; Cyprinidae
Product: titin-like
Exons: 7
Source: RefSeq, a predicted model, not a curated record
AGUGCCUCCCUUAAGAUGAAAUUGCGCCCUGUGACUCUGAUGCAAGGUCUUUCUGACCUGACAAUCUGUGAGGGUGAUAUUGCCCAACUUGAGGUGCGAUUCUCUCAGGAAAAUGUUGAGGGCUCAUGGAUGAAGAGUGGCCAAGCCAUUUCUGCUUCCGAUAACAUUCAUUUGGUCAUUGACAAAGUCACCCAUAAGCUUCUCAUUGAGGACGCCAGUAAGGAUGAUGCAGGAAUGUACUCAUUUGUUGUUCCUGCUCAGGACAUUUCUACAAAUGGAAAGCUAACAGUUCAAACUAUUGGCUUCUUGGCGGCACUAAAGGAUGUUUCCACAGUGGAAGGCACUAAAGCUGUUCUUGAGGCUAAAAUCUCUGCUACUGAUAUAACUUCAGUGAAGUGGUUUCACAACGACAAGCUGGUGACAGCAAGUGAUAGAUUCCAGAUGGUUGUCAAAGGAUCUAAACAGAGGCUGGCUAUUAACAGGACCUACGCAUCAGAUGAAGGACAGUAUAAACUGAUUGCUGGCAAAGUAGACUCAACCUGUAAACUUUCUGUCCAGCCUGUAUCUAUUGUUAAGCACAUGGAAGAGCGUGUUUGCACUGAGACCCAGAAUGUCACAUUUGAAGUGGAGGUAUCUCACCCUGGCAUUGAUGCUCUCUGGACUUUCAAGGGUCAACCUUUAAAGGCAGGUCCAAAGUACAAGAUUGAGAGCAAAGGUACACACUAUAGCCUCACUGUUUUGAAUGCCAUGAAGGAUGAGGAAGGAGAGUACAUGUUUAUGGCUGGUGAGAAGGAAUCUAGAGCAAGACUUAUUGUAUCAGGUGGUGCUAUAAAUAGGCCACUCCAUGAUGUGACUGUAGCAGAAUCCCAGACUGCUGAGCUGGAGUGUGAAGUUGCUAAUCCUACUACAGAAGGCAAAUGGCUUAAAGAUGGUCACCCUAUUGACUUCAGCGAUAAUAUCAUGAGUGAAAAUAAUGGUGCUGUCAGACGGUUUGUCAUCGUCAUCACCAGGCCACAGGAUGUUGGAGAGUACACCUACCAGGUGGCAAACUCCAAGACAUCUGGCAACUUGAAGGUUGAAGCUGUUAAAAUCAGGAAGACAAUGAAGAACCAAACUGUUACUGAAACCCAGGAGGCAGUGUUCAGUAUUGAACUCACCCAUUUAGAUGUGAAAGGAUCCCAGUGGAUCAAGAAUGGUGUUGAGAUUCAUCCAAGUGAUAAAUUUGAGAUAACUGUCCAAGGCAUGGUUCACACCCUGAAGAUCAAGAACUGUAACACCCAAGAUGAAUCAGUUUAUGGGUUCAAACUUGGAAAACUCUCUGCUAAUGCCAGACUUAAUGUUGAAACUAUAAAAAUUGUGAAAAAACCAAAGGAUGUGACGUCACUGCUGGGUGCCACUGCUUCAUUUGAGCUGAGUUUGUCCCAUGAUGACAUUCCAGUUCAGUGGAUGUUCAAUAAUCAGGAGCUUGCGCCAA